This is a messenger RNA of Corapipo altera (White-ruffed manakin), 4971 nucleotides long. RefSeq names its product sterol O-acyltransferase 1 (gene SOAT1). The transcript has 16 exons. The record is from RefSeq and is a predicted model, not a curated record. NCBI's taxonomy places the organism in Eukaryota, Metazoa, Chordata, Aves, Passeriformes, Pipridae. Gene Ontology annotation, molecular function: fatty-acyl-CoA binding; cholesterol O-acyltransferase activity; cholesterol binding. The coding region runs from base 88 to 1851 and encodes 587 amino acids. Gene Ontology annotation, biological process: cholesterol metabolic process; cholesterol efflux. Gene Ontology annotation, cellular component: endoplasmic reticulum membrane.
UCAUGGUCUUAUUUCCCUUUUGCAGAAGUACCACCCUCUGUAUUCUGAGGAAAUCCAUCCUUAAACAGUUGAUUUUUUCACAAGUGCAUGAGUUUUCCUUGCCUGCCUGUAACAGCUCGUCUGUGCUGGUGCACGUACACUGUUCACCAGCAGCCAAACACAUCUGCUGCAGAGUUUGUGCCAAGCUGGGUAGCCAUGGCAGGUGAUGACUGUGUGAGGAAACGCCAGUCUGGCUCCACUGCACCCUGCAAGACCCCUGAGAAUGAAGAAACACAGAGGAGACCUGAGAGCGAGAGGUCGUUUCAAAACUCAAGCAAUGGCCGUGUUGAUGUCGACCACGUGAUAACAAGGAAAAUGCAGCUAAUAGCAGAAGCUGAGCAACUGAAGCCAGCUUUCAUGAAAGAGGUGGACAGUCACUUCACAGAGUUUGUGAACAGCUUGGUGGCAAAAUCGGCGCUGCUGGAUUCCUCAUCUCCAGCCUCCCUCUUCCCAGCUUCCUGCUCAGAGAAGGAAUUGCACAAAGCCAAGAACUCAAGGGCCCCUCCAGAACACGGGAAGAUCUUUACUGCCAGGAGGUCUCUCUUGGAUGAACUGUUUGAAGUGAGUCACAUCAGGACAAUCUACCACAUGUUCAUCGCUCUCCUCAUCGUCUUCAUCCUCAGUACACUUCUAGUAGACUUCAUUGAUGAAGGAAGGCUGGUCCUAGGAUUUGAUCUCCUGGUCUUUGUUUUUGGAAAGUUCCCAGUUGUCUUCUGUACUUGGCUGUGCAUGUUCAGUGCCACAGUUGUCAUUCCAUACAACCUUUUCAUCUGGUGGGCCCAAGGCUACUGCAGUUCCUCCCAUCGUGCAAUCCACUCUUUCUUCUAUGGGAUGUUGUUCACACUCUUCCAAAUAGCUGGGCUUGGCUUUGGACCAACCUAUGUUGCUGUAGCCUAUGCCCUGCCUCCAGCUUCCCGUUUUAUUGUCAUACUGGAACAGGUCCGUCUUGUUAUGAAGGCUUAUUCCUUCAUCCGGGAGAAUGUACCCAGAGUCCUGUCCUCUGUGAAGGACAAGUCCAGCACAGUACCUAUUCCCAGAAUCUCUCAGUACCUGUACUUCCUCUUUGCUCCCACCCUCAUCUACAGAGACAACUAUCCCAGGAAUCCCACGAUAAGAUGGGGCUACGUAGCCACCAAGUUUGCACAGGUGCUUGGUUCACUUUUCUAUGCCUACUACAUCUUUGUGAGACUCUGCAUUCCUCAGUUUCACAACAGUAGCCAAGAAACCUUCAAUCUUCGAGGGCUGGUCCUGUGCAUCUUCAACUCCAUUCUGCCAGGUGUACUGAUUCUUUUCCUGGUGUUCUUUGCAUUCCUGCACUGUUGGCUCAACGCAUUUGCCGAGAUGCUGCGCUUUGCAGACAGGAUGUUCUACAAGGACUGGUGGAAUUCCACAUCCUAUGCAAACUACUACCGAACCUGGAACGUGGUAGUACAUGACUGGCUCUAUUACUAUGCCUACAGGGACUUCCUUUGGUUUUUUGGUAAGAAGUUCAGAGCAGCAGCUAUGCUAUCUGUCUUCACUGUAUCAGCUGUUGUGCACGAGUAUGUCCUGAGCAUCUGCUUUGGGUUCUUCUAUCCAGUUCUCUUUUGCCUGUUUACAUGCUUUGGAGUGGUCUUCAACUUCACCCUCAAUGACCGUCGGAAAGGGCCCAUCUGGAAUGUGAUCAUGUGGACUUCCCUCUUCCUGGGCCAAGGUGUCAUCAUCUGCCUCUACAGCCAGGAGUGGUAUGCACGCCAGUACUGCCCUACGGAAAACCCCACGUUCCUGGACUAUUUAAAGCCACGCUCGUGGUCGUGUCAUACGAAGAUGUGAAAAUGGUGUCCUCUGGCCAUGUCGUCACUGAAAAACAGAGUUGUCCUCCAAGUAUUUGGACCAGUGAUCUAACUCACUACAGACUUUUUCUAAGGGAAGUUGUGCCUCCUGAUUAUUGGGGAGAAACUGUAAUUUUUUUUAAACGUUGCUGGAGCAAACCAGUUGACCUGGGUUGCAACAGACUUCAUAGGCAGCAUCUAUUGCGUGCUGUCCCACUUUGAGCCGUUUCCAUGCCAGUAAAACAUUGAGCUGAAGGUGGAGUCUACUGGAAUCCUACUCAUCCAGGGGUCCCCCCAAGUUGCUGCUUUUCUGGACAAGAGGCAAGCUAGUCAGAUUUGCUGGUAGCUCAUUGUUGGCAUCCGUCCAUCUUCCUUAGCCAUCCCUCUGCAGGUUUUUUUUCUCCCUUUUGGUAACGGGGUGUCUACAAACCUUCUGUUCUUUGUGAUCCUGCCUGCCACUGUGACAAGUGGCAGAGCAACAGCGUGUUUGCCUUCUUGCUCUGAAGAUAGCCAAAGUAUUCCUGGCUGGCUUUGAACUGGGUUCCAUGUGUGUUGGCUGCCAACAGAUAUAAAAUGGGCAGAGGGAGAGGGGACUGUCAGUGUGCUUCUGGCUGCGUUGCAGAGUCAGGUUUGGAAGCAGGGCAUGGUGUGGGCAGUCUUUAUAUGACUUUUUACACUGAAAAUUUGUGUUUUAUCUGUAUUCAUUUAGUUCCCAACUGUCUUACAGCAUUUUUGUUCUCUGAAGGCCCUUGUGACUUGAGGAAUAGUUUUUCUUCUUGCUCUUCCUUUCUCCUGCUCUAGAUAAUCAAUUCUUUCAACAUGAGUAACUUGUAAAAGAGCUUUUACUUUAAUUUGGCAGGUGCUUUAAGGUAUAUAUAUGGUUGUUAAGGGGUUCUUUACUAAGAAAGACUUGAAAUACUACAAGCCAACUGUAAGAAAAUGGGAUCAACAUUACAGGUACAUGGCCCACUCUCAUUUGGCCAUGUGCAGCUCAGCACCUUGGUGCCACUUGCCCACAUGUGUUGCAGCUGCUUCUAAUGCUGCUGGGGAAUGAAGAUCAACUGGUGGAGGAACCUUGACUUUGGUGAAGAGGGUCACCUGCUAGAGAUACCUUAACUUUGGUGACAAAGAUUUCAGAAUUAUUCAGAUGUUCUUUGUUGGCACUUUUUGGUGACAGUGUUUCCGUACUGACCUACAGCUCUGGGUGUUUGACACCAGCAGUAUUGGGACAGCUGAUGGACUUGUCUCCCAAACCACUUCAGACGCUCUUUUGGGCUUCUGUUUUUGCUAACCUGAGUCAGAAGUAAUUUCAUGGGAGAAAUUAAACUCUUCCAGGUGUUCAGUCUUCAGUAAGGAGUCCUGCUCUUGAGAAAGGACGUUGUCAGGGCAAAUUUGCCAAAUACAGUGUUUGCGUGUGUGGCUCUCCUCUGACAAUAACUCCUGCUAGAAAUUGCUCACUGAAACAGUUGAGGUAAUUUCAGAGGAAGAGGGUCACGUAUAUACUCAAAUUUGGUAGUAUUAGUUUAUAAAAUCCUGAGAAUUAAAUGGAUUACUUUAUCCUCAUUCAGCUUGAGUAAUCCUAUAUCUUUCACCAUACCUUUUGUGGGAGGAAAGAACAGAAGUUCUGGAACAACUAAGCUUCCUUAUUGAAAAAGACAAAACCCCCACCCUUUGGCUAAGCAGCUUUGUCACCUCCUUGGCAUAGGAUGAAACUCUGUCCCGUUCUUUUUCAUUUGGUGCUCAAAACACAGAUUUAACUGCACUCAAGGGGGGUGUGAUGGAUUAGGGACUUGGCUUGUUGUCUUCUUGCCUGUGUCAGGUCUUGGUACUGUCUCAGUGUUCUCAAAAGGAGACCAAACCCUGGUGGUGGCUCACUUUGUGCCCAAUUUUGGUGUUGCCCUCACAGCUGGCACUGUCAAAUGCCCAAAAGGAACAUCAGCAUUUACUGUGUCAGCAUCUUCACUGUUUGAAGCCUCGGGGCUUGAGCAUCUGGCAAGCAAAAGGCAACCAGAAAGGGAUGCUCAGCUGUUGGCACUAGUCUUAGUUUUUGACAAGUUGAGGUUUUUAGCCUUGUAGAUCAAGGUAUCUGGCAACUGUGCUGUCAGGGCAUUAACAAUUUGGAUUACUUUCAAUUCUGUGGGGUUUUUUUAAUUGCUUCUGAAUGUGGGCUUAUUUUCAUUUUUCUUAAGAGUGCUGGAGGGGAAAUACUAAGUCUUUUGCACGUUGCUCAUUUAUUUAGUGUCAAGUAUACCAUGCUGGAGUUUUCUUAGGCUGUGAGUGCCAGACCUAGCAGUCCAGUGUUCUGGUCAAUAAGGAGGAUGCGAAGGUUCCCACCUGCCCUUUACAAGUACUUAAUGUAAUAUAUACUGUUUCCUGUGGUUCUUUCCAACACAAGGACUGUGCAACUUGCUUCCAUGGUAACUCCCUCACUUAUGAGGUGGGAAGCCUCCAGCAUUGGAAUGGCAGCCAGUACAGCUGCAGCUCCUUGCUCAGUAACCUCACGAAAAUCAGUAUUAAUACAGCAAAUGCAGCCUGGUUUUCAUGCAGAAAACAAUUUGUUCUUGGGAAGACCAAACCUCUGUGGAGCACUUAUGCCUAGUAGGUCCUUUCUGUCGGGGUGUUUGGCUUCCAGCCUCCAGGGUUGAAGCAGUCCUGCAUCUGAACUGUGAGCUGUGAGCUCUCCCGUGGCAACCGUCUGAGUACAGCGUGUGCUGUGUGCCAUGGUGUGAGCUGGGGCAAAUCCCAGUGGAUUUUUUCAGGAUGGAAUGGCAUGGAUUGCUUGAACCUGAUGAAGGGAAACUGAACUGUUGGAGCUUCUGCUGCCAAACACAGAAGGGCUGGAAGGACAGCAGAUUCAAGGAGUCCAUGGGCUCUGUGGCAUCAGGAUGAUGAGCUGGCUCCCUGUGGUACCUCUGAGCCAGCCCUGGCUCAUCCCUUCUCCUGGUGCCUCCAGCCAUGGUGCCCCUUCCCUGGUGGUGGCAGAGGACAGCCUAGCCUUGGCCCUGGCCCCAGCCAUUCCAUGAUACACCCUGUACUGUGUUCUGUCACGCACAAGAGCUGUUUAUAAUCUACUGUAUUACAGCAGUUAAAAUAUAUUUUGCUAUUAGGGGAGGAAAAAAAA